AUGACUACUAACGAUAGUAUAACCGACGAUACAUUUUUCGACACGAACAAGAAAAAGAAAUCGAAAAAUCGGAUUAAGCGUGAUGCACUAACUGAAACAACAAAUUCAAUAGAUAAUGUGGCUGGAGAUGGAACUACUAAUGAUGCAGCAGUGGUUGAAAGCGACUAUACUUAUGAAUAUUUGAUUACUCGAGUAUUUAAAACUAUUAAUGAAACGACUGGGACAAGCCCUGAUCCAUCAGAUAAAAUUAGAUUGAUUCUUCCACCAGUACAAGUGGGACGUAUUGGUACAAAACGUACAGCAUUUCUAAAUUUUGCUUCAAUAUGCGCAUUACUUAAACGGCAAGAAAAACAAUUACAUGACUAUUUUGUGGUCGAAUUAGGUACAACAGCUUCUAUCGAUAGAAAUCAUGCUUUAAUUAUAAAAGGACGUUUUCAACAAACCCAUAUAGAAAAUAUUCUUCGUUCGUUUAUAAAAGAGUAUGUCUUUUGCAAAACAUGUCGUUCUCCAGAUACAUUAUUAGGAAAAGCAGAUCGUUUAACUGUGAUUAAAUGUAAUACUUGUCAUUCACAAUAUUCUGUUUCUAGUAUCAGACCAAAUAUUCAAACUCAUAAUGGCUAA
This is a messenger RNA of Rotaria sordida, 621 nucleotides long. The record is from the annotation of a GenBank genome assembly. NCBI's taxonomy places the organism in Eukaryota, Metazoa, Rotifera, Eurotatoria, Philodinida, Philodinidae.